CCAUAUCAAAUAUCAUUUCCAUUAUCUAAUAUCAAGUCUUUAAUUUUCUUCAAAAUUUAGCUGCCCCAAUUUCUUACCCUAUGGAAUCAUAUAAAAUUCAACAAUUUCUAGAAGGCAAAACUAUUUUCAUUACGGGUGCCACUGGUUUCCUUGCAAAAAUUCUGGUGGAGAAGAUUCUUCGGGUUCAACCAAACGUGAAAAAGUUAUACCUUCUACUAAGAGCUUCGGACACCAAAUCAGCCAAGAAACGUUUUCAUGAAGAGGUUAUGCAGAUUGAAUUGUUUAAGGUUCUAAGAGAAAAGAUAGGUGCAAAAAACCUAAACUCUCUCGUAGAAGAGAAGGUAUUUCCAGUUGCUGGUGAUAUUUCAUACGAGGAUUUUGGAAUUGAAAAUUCGGAGAUAAAAGAUGAAAUGUUCAAAGAAAUCGACAUAAUCAUAAACUCAGCUGCAACUACUAGAUUUGAUGAGAGAUAUGAUAUUGCCAUGAAUAUCAAUGUCCUUGGUGCCGUCAACGUCCUCAUGUUUGCUAAAAGAUGUGAAAAAGUGAAGAUUAUUGUUCACGUAUCCACUGCUUACGUUUGUGGGGAAGGGGAAGGAGUUAUACCAGAGAAAUCAUUCAUUUUGGGUGAGACACUCAACAAAAACUCCUACUUAGACAUUGAUAUGGAGAGGAAGGUGAUAGAAGACAAACUUAAGGAACUUGAAGCUCAAAAUUUUACAUCAAAGGAAGUGACGAUAGCAAUGAAAGAUCUAGGCAUUCAAAGAACAGUGGAUUCAUUUAUCUUGGGAUAUGGUAAAGGCAUACUGAAUUUCUGCUUUGGUGACCCAAACACAAAAAUUGACGCGAUUCCAGGUGAUAUGGUGGUUAACUCCAUACUUGCUGCAAUUAUAGCACAUGGAAAUCAAUAUUAUUCUUCUCAAGAAUCAAUAUAUCACAUUAGCUCUUCCAAAAAAAAUCCCCUAAAAUCUUGUGAUAUUCAAUUGUUUCUGUUUCAUUACUUCACCAAAAAUCCAUGGAUCAACAAAGAUGGGAACAUCAUCAAAGUGGGAAUGCCUCCGCUAUUUAGCAGCAUGGAUAGCUUUCAAAAAUACAUUUCAACCUAUUAUUGGCCAUUGUUAAAGGUUUUUUUCUCAUCAAUAUAACAUUCUAUUUUCAUCUUUGAUACAAAUUUUAGUGGUGAAGUUAC
Messenger RNA from Nicotiana attenuata, 1186 nucleotides. RefSeq names its product probable fatty acyl-CoA reductase 5. The transcript has 7 exons. Gene Ontology annotation, molecular function: alcohol-forming very long-chain fatty acyl-CoA reductase (NADP+) activity. The coding region runs from base 81 to 1142 and encodes 353 amino acids. Gene Ontology annotation, cellular component: intracellular membrane-bounded organelle. The record is from RefSeq and is a predicted model, not a curated record. Gene Ontology annotation, biological process: suberin biosynthetic process; long-chain fatty-acyl-CoA metabolic process. NCBI's taxonomy places the organism in Eukaryota, Viridiplantae, Streptophyta, Magnoliopsida, Solanales, Solanaceae.